GGCGCCCCUGGAGCAGUCACAUGGGGGCCCGGCAGGAAGUAGCCUCGCAGCCCGCCGCUCCGCCACCGCCGGUGCAGCAGCCUCUGCCCUCGGCCAGCGGCAGCUCCUCUCCUGCCGCCGCCUCCCUCCGAGCGAGCCCUCUCCAAGCUCCACCUUCUCCCGCCGCUGAUUGAGCCGACGCGAGCUGAGCCGCUGCGGGCCAGGACGGCUUAUUGGCUCGCCUUCUGGGUAGGGCCCGCCUUGGUCGCCCUUGCUAGGAAGAGGCUCCUGCAUUGGAUACUUGGGAGUCCCAUAUGGCUGUGUAUGAUGAAGACCUCUUGAAGAACCCCUUCUAUUUAACUAUGCAGAAACGGCAUCCAGACCUCUGCAGGAAAGCUGCAGAAUUGCAUGGAAUUGUACUAAUACCAUGCAAAGGAAGCCUUUCAAGCAGCAUUCUCUCAACCUGCCAGUUCGACUCUUAUGUUCUGAAGCCAGUGGAACAAAGCUUUCAAACCUUGAAUGGAAAGGAAAUUUUCAUACAAGGCAACUUGAUCAUACUUGGGGCCGGCUUUAAUCAUCAUUGCUCAGUACCUGUUCUCUUUGAGGAAACUUUCUACAACGAGAAAGAAGAGAGCUUCAGCAUCCUUUGUAUAGCUCAUUCUCUGGAAAAAAAUGAGAGCACAGAAGACUCCUCAGCUCCUUCAAAUUCCUAUUCCCUGAAAAGCGUUGAGGAGGUGAGAGAAUUCUUGGGAAGGCACGCUGAGAAAUUUGAUAAAGCCAUUGCGUCAUUCCACAGGACCUUCAAGGAGCAUGACAGGAAAAGUCUGCGACACUACAUAGAUUCUGUGAAUGCACUCUACACCAAAUGCAUUCAGCAGUUACUGCGAGACUCCCACCUUAGGAUGCUUGCAAAGCAGGAACCCCAGAUGAAUCUGAUGAAACAAGCUGUGGAAAUGUAUGUCCACCAUGCUCUUUAUGACCUGAUCUUUAAAUACGUGGGGACCAUUGAGGCAAGUGAGGAUGCAGCUUUCAACAAAAUUACAAGAAGUCUGCAGGACCUGCAGCAGAAAGACCUGGGUAUCAAACCAGAGUUCAGUUUCAACAUACCACGUGCGAAACGAGAACUGGGUCAGCUGAAUAAAUGCACCUCCCCACAACAGAAGCUCCUCUGUCUGCGAAAAGUGGUGCAGGUGAUCAUGCAGUCUCCCAGUCAAAGAGUUAACAUGGACACAAUGUGUGCAGAUGAUCUCCUUUCAGUCUUGCUGUAUCUGCUGGUGAGAACCGAGAUUCCAAACUGGAUGGCCAACUUGAGUUACAUCAAGAACUUCAAGUUUUGUAGCACGGCAAAGGAUGAACUAGGCUACUGCCUGACCUCUGUUGAGGCCGCAAUAGAAUAUAUCCGUCAAGGAAACCUCUCAGACAAGCCAAUGGAAUCGGGAAGAGUUAGUGAGAAGCUCUUUUUGAGACAAAGAAUGAAUUUACUCUCUCAGAUGUCAACCACGCCAAUAGACUGCUUCUUUCAGCAUAUUGCUUCUGGGGAACAGGACGAAGUAGAGCGCUUAUUAAGCCAAGGGGACAGUGAUAAGGACACGGUGCAAAAAAUGUGCCAUCCGCUCUGUUUCUGUGACCAGUGUGAGAAGCUGGUGUCUGGGAAGCUGAAUGAUCCUUCCAUUGUCACGCCAUUUUCUAGAGAUGACCGGGGAUUCACACCACUUCAUAUAGCUGCUAUAUACGGACAAGCCUCAUUAAUUGACUUGUUAGUCUCCAAAGGCGCCGUUGUCAACGCUACGGAUUACCACGGAUCAACGCCACUUCACCUGGCUUGUCAGAAAGGCUACCAGAAUGUUACCCUCCUCUUGCUGCACUAUAAGGCAAGUACUGAAGUUCAAGACAAUAACGGCAAUACUCCACUCCAUUUAGCUUGCACUUAUGGCCAUGAGGAUUGUGUCAAGGCUUUAGUCUAUUACGACGUCCAUUCUUGUAAAUUAGAUAUUGGCAACGAAAAAGGAGACACCCCUCUACACAUCGCUUCCCGCUGGGGCUAUCAAGGGAUCAUUGAAGUCUUGCUGCAGAACGGAGCCAAUGCAGACAUUCCAAACCGAAUGAAAGAGACCGCUGUGCAGUGUGCUUUAAAUUCUACGAUUUUAUCUUUAAUGGAGCUGAACUACCUAACGUUUGAAAGAGGGAAGAGUACUUCUCAGCCCCUCGCCAAAUCUCCUCCAUGUUAUGAAGAUGCCAUCAGCCAAGUGUCCUCUCUGUCCAGCUUACCUGAGCCAGCUGCAGUCAGUAGGCAAGAAGAAACAAAAGUGAACGAUAAAGAGGUGGAAAAGCUCUUGCGAGCAGUGGCUGACGGAGACCUUGAAAUGGUUCGUUAUCUUCUGGAGUGGGUGGAGGAUGAUCUAGAAGAAGCUGAGGAAGCCAGCAGCAUGGAGAAACUCGAGUUCUGCCACCCCUUGUGCCAGUGUCCCCGAUGUGGUCCUGUGCAAAAGAAACUCCUCAGAGUCCCCUCCAGUGGCCUGGGAGUGGAUGUUGCCAACCAGGAUGGCUUGACACCGUUGCAUGUGGCCGCGCUCCAUGGGCAUGCGGACUUGGUGUCCCUCUUACUCAGACACGGAGCCAGCAGUGGGGUGAGGAACGUGAGCUGUGCGGUGCCUCUUCACCUAGCCUGCCAGAAUGGGCACUUCCAGGUUGUAAAGUGUCUGAUGGAGUGCAAUGCGAACCAAAAUAAAAAGGACAUUCAUGGCAAUACACCCUUAAUUUAUGCUUGCUCCAAUGGUUAUCAAGAGAUGGUGGCCUUCUUAUUACAGCACGGGGCCUCGGUUGGCCUUUCCAAUCACCGAGGCAAUACAGCCCUCCACAAUGCUGUGAUCGGGAGGCAUGAAGCUGUGGUUGAGCUGCUUCUGCAGUAUGGAGCAUCGGCCCACCUGAGGAACCACAGGCAGCGCACCCCGCUGGAUUAUGCAGAACCAAAUUCAGGUAUCCUCAAGCUGUUACAAGCUGUUCCAGUCCCCGAAGAGGAGGAACCUAAAGACUGCCGUGCUCACAUGGCUGGGAAGAUCAGGGACAAAAUCGGUGCUAAAUCUCCUGAGACAGCAGACGAUCUCAUUGCUCGGCGACUGCAGAUGGUCCAGUCAAUCAACCAGUUUAACAAAUCAAAAUAUUUGCGGAAAACCAUAACAAGAGAUAAAAGCGUCCCUAAUUUUGAUGAUGAAUUACUGCACCAGUUAUCUAUUAAGAGCAAGCUAAAGCCUGUGGAUCUUUUAGAGCAAAGCAGAGCAGAAAUCUUUGAUGCCAGCAGUGGAGGUGAACCUGCAAGAAACAAAGGCAAGGAUGUGGCAGCUGCACCGCCUCCUGGAAGCAAACGCAUGCAUCGGAGCCACACGGUUAAUGUUGCCCUUUCAGCAGCAGAUGCAGACGACAUCUGCGAUUUAUCCAGUUCCAGAGAUCCAAGUGUUUCCUCAGCAGAGGGCUGAUGACUGAAGCUUUCAAAACACUGACAAGGAAACAAGCUUCCUGCCAAGAAACAAAAGAACCAGGUGGCAUCUUUUCCCACCAGGCAUUAAAAAAGAAUCAAAGGAUGCUUGGGAUCAAGGUUUUCAAAAAUGGGAUCAGAAGGGCUGGUUGGCAGGAAGGAAGUGGUACUCCUCUUCCCAACUUGAUUUGCACUUUUGGCGACAGAAUCCUGUUUUUAUUUGCAGAUAAAUCCACAAGAUUCAAUUGUUUGGUUCAUCUUAAAAAAAACAACAAAAACAUACAGAGAUGUCAAAAUACGAAUUCCUAUACUGUAAAGAGUGGUGAUGGUGCAGAAGAGGAGUUCUCUGUGGGAUUUCCAAGGCCCGGCAAUUCUAGUUUCAAAAGGCACUGGUUUGCUUUGGCUGCCAAAUACUUGAAGUGCAGCAUCCUUGCAUUGUGAGGCACUCUGUAUAAAACUUGACACAAAAGGCAAAAUUGCAGUUCUUUAGUUCUUACCAAUUUCAUUGGCAUGUAGGCCAUACAGUGGCCAAAGAGUUGGAAGGUGGGAGGCUAAAGCAACUGCUUUUAACAAAAUGUUUGUAGAGUGGGCGUGCAAUUAAGAGAUUUUCUCUGAAAAAGCACAGUGGAGAUGUAACAAGAAUGCUUUUAUUUUUGUUGAGCACCUGCAGAAGUGAACAGAUGCUUAACUUCCUGUGCAGAGGUGAUAGCCUGACCUUGUUCCACUUAAAAUUACAACAAUGCAUUGAGCAUUUACGUUUUGGAGAAGGGUCUCAACUGGCAUACUUAAACACACACAUGCAGACUGAUAUAUUCACACACACCUUUAGAGAUGGGGUGUCAGUUUCAGUAAACAUUCUGUUCAAAUCUCUUUAUUUUUAAAGAGGUUGAAUGAUCACUUGAACAGCAUGACUUUGAUCAAUUUCACCUUUUAUUUUUAUGUAAGAUUUGUAUACAGAACCUUGCUUUUUUAAAAUUUAGUUUAAUAAUCUACAUGGGGAUAAAGUCAAAUUGACCUGUCAUGAUUUCUCUUUACAGAAUGUUUAAGUGUAGGUACAACAGUAAAGCUUUAGGCUGCUCCUAAAGGAGGAUAGGUAUAUUUUUCUAAGCACUUCUGAGUUCAUCUAGUUUUCUUAUGUGCCUUGGAUUUGUGCCAAAUGAUGGAAGGGAAAAAUAGUAAAGUUAACAAAUCUA
This is a messenger RNA of Hemicordylus capensis (graceful crag lizard), 4644 nucleotides long. It is a transcript of the gene ANKRD27, whose product is annotated as ankyrin repeat domain 27. NCBI's taxonomy places the organism in Eukaryota, Metazoa, Chordata, Lepidosauria, Squamata, Cordylidae. Gene Ontology annotation, molecular function: SNARE binding; guanyl-nucleotide exchange factor activity. The transcript has 29 exons. The record is from RefSeq and is a predicted model, not a curated record. The coding region runs from base 294 to 3452 and encodes 1052 amino acids. Gene Ontology annotation, biological process: neuron projection morphogenesis; early endosome to late endosome transport. Gene Ontology annotation, cellular component: plasma membrane; neuron projection; transport vesicle.